This is a messenger RNA of Trichoderma reesei QM6a, 1758 nucleotides long. RefSeq lists its product as uncharacterized. The transcript is spliced from 4 exons. The coding region runs from base 1 to 1758 and encodes 585 amino acids. The record is from RefSeq and is a predicted model, not a curated record. Lineage: Eukaryota; Fungi; Ascomycota; Sordariomycetes; Hypocreales; Hypocreaceae.
AUGGAACGCCCAGCAAGUCCCGCGCCGCAGAACAGGAAGCCGCGGAAGCUGAUCCUCUGUUUCGAUGGCACCGGUAACAAGUUCCAUGGCGAUGAGAGCGACAGCAACAUCCUCAAGAUUUUCCGUAUGCUCGACCGCACUGCAGAUGAUCAGUUCCACUACUACCAACCCGGUAUUGGCACUUACAUCGUGUCCACCUCGCUUUCACACACGAGCAUGAAGGCGCGUUUUCGGUCAUGGUAUCAGAAAGCCAAGGACUCAGCAGUCGGUUCCUCCUUCGAUCAGCAUGUCGUGGGCGGCUACCGUUUCCUGAUGCGCUUCUACAAUCCUGGGGAUGAGAUUUACAUGUUCGGCUUCAGUCGCGGCUCGUACAUUGCCCGCUUUCUGGCCGAGAUGCUUGACUACAUCGGCCUCUUGUCCCAUGGCAAUGAAGAAAUGGUGUCGUUUGCCUGGAAGGCAUUCGCCAACUGGCAGAGUCGCCGUGGUGGUGACAAGGACGAGAAGGCGGCCGACGAGGAGGAUGGCAAGAAGCACGAGAUGUAUCACUUCAUGAAGGGUUUCCGCGAGACCUUUUCACGACCUGUUGGCAGGAUCCGAUUCCUGGGCCUCUUCGACACAGUCAACUCUGUACCUCGGUUUGAGACGGCCUGGAUGCAGCGGAGCAAGUUUCCCUAUACGGCGCGCAGCAGCGCCAGAGUCAUCCGCCAUGCCGUCAGCAUCGACGAGCGACGAGCCAAGUUCCGGCAAGACCUGAUGUAUCAGCAGGGGAACAAGCGCCAUCGCAACCAGCACGGCCACUGGAAGAGGGAGUGGGACCACAUGAUGCGCCGCGGGCGAGAAGGCGGUUCCGUCGCGGACACAGACAGCGAAAGAGCGUAUCACGAUGACCGGGGCAGACGGCCCAGCCAGCAGACGACAGCAGCGGACAGACCCACGUCGGGAAAUCCGCAAAAUAGCAAGUAUAUGCCAUACCGAGCCAGGUCGAAAUCUGCGGCCCGAGGAGAUCGCCACGCCGGUGACGACCAAGACAUUGACGAGGUAUGGUUUGCCGGUGGCCAUGGUGAUGUUGGCGGUGGAUGGCAGACGGAAUCGGGCGACAAGAAUGCGAGCCAUGUGCCCCUGAUAUGGAUGGUGCGUGAAGCAAUGCGUGCUGGCCUGAGUUUCGACCUGGACAAGGUCCGAGAACUGGACUGCUACGACCUGUACAACGACAAUGGCAGUGCCAGUCCUGACACUAUCGCGGAUGACGAAGGUGAAAAAUCCAAGGACGGUUUCGUCGACAUGAUGCACCAGGCACAUCUCGCCCGCAUCCACGAUUCGCUUGAAUAUGGCGGCGGCCUCUCUCGGAUGGCUGUCACCGCGUGGAACAUGAUGGAGUGGAUGCCAUUCCGACGGAUGGACCUUCAGUCAGACGGGACCUGGAAGCCCAUCAACUGGCCGCUGCCGCGCGGCGAAGUGCGAGACAUUCCCAACAAUGUGCGCGUCCACGGCAGCGUCAUCCGGCGCAUGAAGAUGGACCCAACGUAUCGGCCCGGCAAUCUGAUUGUGGGCGGUGGCGGUCGAGGCAUCCGAGUUGCGCCAGAAGAGUACGGCAUAGGCGAGUGGGAGGUUGUCCAGGAGAAGGGCGACCCGAUUGGUGAGAUUUGGAUGCGCAAAGGCGAUCCCGUGAAGCUGGACAUAGAUAAGAAGAAGAAGAAAAAGGAGAGCAAGAAGGCGAAGAAGGAAAAGAAGAAGGAAAAGAAGGAGAAGGACAGCUGA